Lates calcarifer (barramundi perch) is the source of this 2766-nucleotide messenger RNA. RefSeq names its product splicing factor 3a, subunit 1 (gene sf3a1). Lineage: Eukaryota; Metazoa; Chordata; Actinopteri; Centropomidae. Gene Ontology annotation, molecular function: RNA binding; protein binding. Gene Ontology annotation, cellular component: U2-type prespliceosome; catalytic step 2 spliceosome; U2 snRNP. The record is from RefSeq and is a predicted model, not a curated record. The transcript is spliced from 16 exons. Gene Ontology annotation, biological process: mRNA cis splicing, via spliceosome; regulation of alternative mRNA splicing, via spliceosome. The coding region runs from base 114 to 2486 and encodes 790 amino acids.
GUUUUUAUCCGGAAGUAAUACGCCUUCAUUGGGUCAACGACAGCGCGGCGCACUGGGUAUUCGACCACAGCAAAUUUAGGCCGUAACUUCCUGCGUUACAAAAAGACGCAGCCAUGCCGCCUGGGCCUGUUCAAAUAGUUCAGCCGGAAUCCAACAAUAAGAACGAUGUGGCAGCAGAAGAAACCCCAGCCACUAAACCCAUCGUUGGUAUUAUAUACCCACCUCCUGAGGUCCGAAACAUAGUUGACAAGACAGCCAGCUUUGUUGCCAGGAAUGGUCCUGAGUUUGAAGCAAGAAUCCGUCAAAAUGAGAUCAACAAUCCAAAAUUUAAUUUCCUCAACCCCAAUGACCCGUACCAUGCCUACUACCGUCACAAGGUCAAUGAAUUUAAGGAGGGCAAAGCGCAGGAGCCAUCUGCAGCAGUGCCUAAGGUUAUGCAGCAGGCCAUGCAGCAGUCCCAGCAACUCCCUCAAAAAGUGCAGUCACAGGUGAUUCAGGAGACAGUAGUCCCCAAAGAACCACCUCCUGAGUUUGAGUUCAUCGCAGAUCCUCCAUCAAUCUCAGCAUUUGACCUGGACGUUGUCAAGCUCACUGCCCAGUUUGUCGCUCGCAAUGGCCGCCAGUUUCUCACUCAGCUCAUGCAGAAAGAACAGAGGAACUAUCAGUUUGACUUUCUGCGGCCACAGCACAGCCUUUUCAACUAUUUCACCAAACUGGUUGAGCAGUACACCAAGAUUCUGAUCCCUCCCAAAGGCCUACUGACCAAGCUGAAGAAAGAGGCUGAGAAUCCCAGAGAGGUUAUGGACCAGGUGAGGUACCGUGUUGAGUGGGCAAAAUACCAGGAGCGUGAGAGAAAGAAGGAGGAGGAGGAAAGAGAGAAAGAACGUGUGGCGUAUGCCCAAAUCGACUGGCACGACUUUGUAGUGGUUGAGACGGUGGAUUUCCAGCCCAAUGAACAAGGCCACUUCCCUCCACCCACCACACCAGAGGAGCUCGGCGCUCGCAUCCUAAUCCAAGAGCGCUAUGAGAAGUAUGGAGAAAGUGAGGAGGUGGAGAUGGAGGUUGAGAGUGAGGAUGAGGAGGAUGAUCGGGAGGGUCGGGACGAAGGCCAUCCCUCACAACCUGAUCAAGACACACAAGUGCAGGACAUGGAUGAGGGAUCUGAUGAAGACGAUGAUGGCAUGAAGGCUCCACUGCCACCAGACAACCCUAUGCCACCCCCUCUGCCCCCAACUCCAGACCAGGUUAUUAUUCGCAAAGACUACGACCCCAAAGCUUCCAAACCUCAGCCCUCAGUCGCAGUUCCGGAUGAGUACCUCAUUUCACCAAUUACUGGUGAGAAGAUCCCAGCCAGUAAGAUGCAAGAGCAUAUGCGCAUUGGUCUGCUGGAUCCACGCUGGCUGGAGCAGAGAGACCGCAUUAUCAAAGAGAGGCAGACAGAGGAUGAAGUCUAUGCUCCUGGAUUGGAUAUCGAGAGCAGCUUGAAACAGCUGGCUGAGAGGCGUACCGAUAUCUUUGGUGUGGAAGAGACAGCCAUCGGUAAGAAGAUCGGCGAAGAAGAAAUCCAGAAGCCAGAGGAGAAGGUUACCUGGGAUGGCCACUCUGGAAGCAUGGCUCGCACACAGCAAGCAGCACAGGCCAACAUCACCCUGCAAGAGCAGAUCGAAGCCAUUCACAAGGCCAAAGGACUGGUGGGAGAGGAUGAUACUAAGGAGAAAAUUGGCCCAAGCAAGCCAAGUGAAAUUCAUCACCAGCCUCCCAUCCCCUCCUCUGCAGCCAGUUUGCCUAAACCCAGUCCUCCUGUCACUGCAGUGCCUCGCCCGCCAUCCUCUUUUCUUGUUAAACAGGUGGCACCUCCAGUGCGCACCACACUCCUGUCUGCUGUUCCUGUAAUUCCAAGACCCCCUGUGGCUCCUGUGGUCCGACUUGCACCAGGACAAGUUAUAACACCAAUGCCUCCCAUGAUUCCUGCUCCCCGCAUCAAUGUUGUCCCCAUGCCACCAUCAGCGCCUCACAUCAUGGCCCCAAGACCACCCCCAAUGGUUGUUCCAGCAGCAUUUGUCCCAGCUCCUCCAGUGCCACAACCACCAAGCUCUGCUCCCGCACCACCUUCCCACCCACCCCCACCUCACGAGGAUGAGCCAGUCAGCAAGAAGAUGAAAACAGAGGACAACCUUAUUCCAGAGGAGGAGUUCCUGCGCAGAAAUAAGGGUCCAGUGGCAGUUAAAGUACAGGUCCCCAACAUGCAGGACAAGACUGAAUGGAAGCUGAAUGGCCAAGUGCUGAAUUUCACUGUCCCUCUCACAGACCAGGUGUCUGUUAUUAAAGUCAAAAUCCAUGAAGCAACAGGCAUGCCAGCAGGAAAACAGAAGUUACAGUAUGAGGGGAUUUUUAUCAAGGAUUCCAACUCCCUGGCUUAUUACAACAUGAGCAAUGGCUCAAUCAUUCACUUGGCGCUGAAGGAGAGAGGAGGAAGAAAGAAGUGAGCCAUACAGCAAGAAGAAGAUUUUACUUCUGGAUGUUUUGUCAGGCUGUCUUGUCAUGUCAUUUUAGUAUAAUGAUCAUUUUCAGAAUUAUAUUGCACUUUUCAUACAAUUUUGUGUGAAUGGCAUGUUCUUAAAUGUUAACUAAAAGAAUGGUAAACUGGCUGGCAGACAUGGCUUCACACUAUUGGUUGAAUUCCUUAUUUGUUCAUGAUGAUAUACAGCGCGUGGUAACUGUAAAGCCCCAUAAUGUUGACCCAUUUAAAUAAAGGAAUAAAAAACA